AAUCAAAGAGGGGUCCUCUAGAGAGGGGCGUGGCCUGACAACCAGCAAAGCAGCUGCGCCAAGCCGGACGGGGAGAGCUAGGCUGUUCUGGACCCGGGUCCAGGUACUUUUUGCGCUGCAUCUCUCUGGGCUCGGUGCGCGGGAUGGAGUGCACCCCGGAGGCCUCGGGAGGAGGCCAGGCCGAGGCCAGUUCCCCAGAGGAGACUUUGGGAAGCCCGAGGACGGAGCAGCCGCAGCCCCAGAGUCCGGAAGGCAGCCCCAGGCCGGAGAGGGCGGGGCGAGAGGCGGAGGGCGCGGACCCCGAGAAGCAGCAACCUCAAGGCCGCCGUGGACCACCACUCAGCCUGGGCUACGGCGCCUUCCGCCGCCUAGGCUCGAGCAGCCGCGAGCCGCCGUCGCCCGGCCCCGCGCCGUCGGAGCAGCCCCGGGACAGCGAGGCCGAGCUGCAGCCCUGGGCUGCGCCUGAAGAGCCGGGGCCUGGGCCCUGGGCUCCCAUGGAGCUGCAGGUGGACGUGCGCGUGAAGCCCGUGGGCGCGGCGGGCGGCAGCCGGGCACCCUCUCCGGCGCCGUCCACCCGCUUCCUCACCGUGCCGGUGCCGGAGUCGCCCGGCUUCUCCCGCCGUGCAUCGCCCGCUCUCCCGCCGCUGCAGCGCGCCCCGUCCCCGGGCGCCACGUGGGGCCGCGUCUCGCCGCUCGCUGCUGUCCUAACGGAGAGGGCGGGUCCCUCCGAGGGCCGCGUGGGCUCCCCGGGCUCCCCCGCAUGCCGCUGCCGCUGCCAGGAACCUGGGCUGACCCAGGAGGACGCCGUGCUGCUGCAGCGCGCAGGGAUGGACGGCAAGAAACUGCCGCGAGCUGUCACGCUCAUGGGGCUGCCCAUGUAUAUGAAGUCCCUGCGCUGGGCCCUGGUGGUCAUGGCUGUGUUUCUGGCGGUGUGCACAGUUACCAUUGUGGCCCUGGCCUCUACAACAGGAGCCAGGUGCCAGCCAUGCCCACAUGGCUAGAUGUGGCCUGAGGAGCGCUGCUGCUACUUCUCUGAAGAAACCCAAGACUUGGAGGGCAGCCGGGCAUUCUGCUCAGCCCGCCAUGCCACACUGCUCCUGCUGAACCACACCCAGGUGACAUGAGCUAGCUGGCCAGAUCCCAGAAUCCUGGCUCUGGAAGGAAUCUCUAAGAUCUCGUCCUUCACACUGGCAGUCACCAUUGCCAAAAGGAAUAAAGUGACAUGAAUGGGGACCAGAUGUCAGGUCUCUAAGUAUUUCAUCCUAAGAGCAAGGCACAGCUGGGAUGUUCCCAUCCAGGCUUGCUGGGAAAGACCCAGCAAUAUGAAAUUCUUGGUAAUUCAUAUAGAAAAUACAGCAUGUUUAGCACUGUACAAGUCAGGUAUUGCUUUAAGUACUAAGUAACAAGUGUCUCAAAAUUCCUCAGUGCCUUGUGACCACAAGCAUUUAUUUCUUGAUGGCCAAUCUUUGGGUGAUUGUCGAUGAUUGGUCUUGGCUGCAUUGGCUAGGUAGCUCAGCUUCAAGAUGCUGAUUGGCUGGCGAGGCUGCAAGGUGGGUUUGUGUGUGCCAUGCAAGUCUUACUCUUUCCUGAGAGACACUAUAUAAGAAAAGUGGCAGAAGAUCUAGAAGCAAGCCCUAUUGCAUGCACCACUUAAGGGCACGGCUCCUGUCAUCUGUCACUGGUCCUUGGCAGUAACAAGGACAAGGAUAUGAUAUGUGUCCCCAGAGGAGUGGGAGGAGCUAAUAUUUGCUGUGUAGUAUCCAAUUGGUGGGUUUGAGAGUGGCCAAAAAAACCAGAAACAACCAACCAAUAAACUGGAUCCAGAUGAA
Nannospalax galili (Upper Galilee mountains blind mole rat) is the source of this 1829-nucleotide messenger RNA. RefSeq names its product killer cell lectin like receptor G2 (gene Klrg2). Lineage: Eukaryota; Metazoa; Chordata; Mammalia; Rodentia; Spalacidae. The transcript is spliced from 3 exons. The record is from RefSeq and is a predicted model, not a curated record. The coding region runs from base 144 to 1001 and encodes 285 amino acids.